CGCCUCCGGUUGGCAACAGUGCCCUACCAACAAACAGGCACUCCUCAAACAGUUAGUUUUAUGCUACAAGUUUUCGUGCUACAAAGAAACGUGAAAUGUGCGGUAACGUGAACGUCCAUUCAAACAAUUUCCCAUUAUUACACGUCGUUUAAUUAAUAUAAAAAUUUUCAAAUAACACCGAACAGGUAAAACAUCAGUGACAUCUACACGGCUAGUGACUAUUUACGACCGCAGUCUGUCGUGUAAGCCCGUUGGUGAAUGCUUUGUGCCUUGUAUUUAACAAAGUUGACUGAAAAGUGUUAGAAAGUGCCUUAAAAUCAGCAAAACAACAGCAAUAUUGUGCCUAAUAUGUGUUUACAUCGUUGAUAGCCGCAACAGACGCCUACAACGUACGGACUGGACUUGGGAACAAUUUAAAUAUGUAAACAUAGGUAAAAACCUAUUGUAAUGUUGCCGCAUACUUUCAGUGCCUUAAGAACGAUCGUUAUUAUUUGUGACUGUGAAGUGUUUUAGUUUUUGUUACGUCAAAAUGAAACUUUUUUGUUUAUCACUGGGUGCACUCUUACUGGCGUCCACAACUUUUUGUAUUGAAGAAACUAAUGACAAAAAUCAAAAACCAAGUUUUAAAAGUUGUUCUAUGUACAAGCCCGAAAUCGAAGAAGAGCAGCCACGUGGUGAAUUCGUUUUACAGGUGAAAGCAGAAGACGAUGAUCCUCCGGAAUCUGGCGGGACGAUAACGUACAAAAUAGUUCAGCGAGUGGGUGAACGAAAGUAUUUCGAAAUAAACAACAACACGGGUGAAAUCACGACCCUCAUCCAAUUCGACAGAGACGAACCCGCCAGACAGAAAGAGGUUUAUUUGACCGUACAGGCCACCGACAAUGGCAGGCCACCGUUGGCCGAUGUUUGCACAAUCAAAAUCAAAAUCCGCGACGUCAACGACAACGAUCCGAGUUUCGAUACGAGCGAGUACAGGACCAGUGUCGCCGAAGACACGAGAGAAAAUUCGAUAGUUGCCAACAUCUUCGCAUACGACAUAGAUGAUGGAGAAAACUCCAAACUGUCGUACAGCCUAGCAGAGGAAGCAAACACCGGAUUUAAAUUUAAAGACUAUUUUGCUAUUGAUUCUGAAGUAGGAGUUCUGAGGUUAAUCAAAUCAGUGCGCGGGAUGAAGGACAAGCAAAUGCAGGCGACUGUCUUCGUUCAGGAUAACGGAACGCCUCCAAGACAAUCACAAGCAUCAAUAGUCGUUAAAAUAGUGGGGUCAGAUAAACGGGCUCCGACUAUUAAAGCUUCCAACACUAGUCUUCAGCUGGAAGAAAACUUCAUUGAUUACUCAGCUCCGUUGUUUAAAAUAGAAGCUGAGCCAAACAUAGCUGAUUCUAAUGUCAUCUUCGAACUGGUGAAGGGCAAAACCGACAUAACAAACAAAGAUCAAACGUUUAUUUUGGACCCGAAAUCGGACAACACAGCCGAGAUCAAAUUGGCCCGACCAUUGGAUUACGAAAAAGUUACCGAGUACACCUUAACUGUACGUGUUAAAAACAAAAAUCAAAUGGAAACCACUGCAACUUACACCGUUAAAGUCCUGGAUGUUAACGAUGAAGUACCUACGUUCAUUGAUGUUAUUAAAGGCAGUGUGAUUGAAAAUGAAAAAGCAGGUCAACAAGUCAUGGUGGUGAAAGCCGUCGACCAAGAUGGAACCUCCGCCAACAACAUCGUCAAAUACAGCAUCGAUGGUGAUGGUGAAGACCUGUUUGAAAUCGAUCCUGAUUCAGGAACAAUAACGUCCAAGGAUACAUUCGAUAGAGAAGAAAAGGAUUUGUACCACAUCAAAGUUAAAGCUUACGACAAUUCGCCGAGUGCCUUAUUUAAAAACAACCUACCCAACAUCGCAUAUCAACAGUUUCAAAUCACCGUCGAAGAUAGAAACGACAACAAGCCCAUUUUCACCCAACCCACAUAUUUAUUCGAAAAAAUUUCAGAAAAAUCCGAUAAAGGUUCAGUCAUUGGUGAAGUUAAAGCCGAAGACAAGGAUACUGCCUCUUUGAUUAAAUAUAAAAUCGAGGACGGAGACCCAAGCGGAACAUUCGCCAUUGAAGAAUUAACCGGACGUAUCAAACUUGCUGGAAAGUUAGAUUUUGAAACGACCGAAGAAUACAAAUUGACCAUAAUAGCUGACGAUGGAUUUUUCAACGACACAGCCAUCGUUAUCAUCAAAAUUUUGGAUGAAAAUGAUGAGUUGCCUCAGUUUGAAGAAUAUAAUAAGACUAUACAGCUUGAAGAAGAAAAAGAAUAUUAUGAUUGCAUACUAAUACUGAAGGCAUUUGAUCCUGAUAUUAAAGACAGAAAUGCUGAUCAGAAAAUCAUAUUUAAAGUCGACGAAAAUAAUCAGGAUUAUAUCCAAAUUGAUAAUUCUGGUUGUGUGAGGAUAACUAAGACUCUGGACAGAGAUCCUCCAGAUGGUGCCUCAACUAGACAAGUAAUCAUUCACGCUUACGACAACAAUGGUGUGGAUCCCACUCUGUCAUCUUCCACAGACUUCAACAUCGAACUUAAAGACAUCAACGACAACGCUCCUUAUCUCAGUAUUGUGGAGGUCGUAUGGAACGAAAAUCACCCACCAGGGAAAAUAACUACUUUGACUGCGAACGACAACGACAGCAUAGAAAAUGGGCCCCCGUUUAAAUUCAGUCUUGGCUCAAUAUCGGCCGAUCUUCAGGGUAAAUUCGAAAUUAGGAACGAUGAUGAAUUGUACGCUCUGGUUGAGUUUGACCGAGAAGAAAGGAAAUAUUACGACAUACCGAUAACUAUUGAGGAUUCUGGCAAACCCGAGACACAGAUCAGCUACAAUAACAACCUUAGAGUCAUAAUCGGUGACAUGAAUGACAAUCCUGCUGAAGAUGGAGAAAGCGAAAUAUUCGUAUACAAAUAUGAAGGUCUGCAGGAAGAUAUAGAUAUUGGACGUGUAUACGUAACUGACCCAGAUGAUUGGGAUCUUAAUGACAAAACUUUUGUUCAGACUGACCUCUCUGAGUAUUUCUUCUUAAGUAAAAACGACAACGGUAUGAUAAAAAUGAGGUAUACUACUCCAGAAGGUACAUACACUCUUAAUUACAAAGUAACUGAGACCAGAGAACCCGUAAUUCCAACUCAUACAGUAAAUGCUAAGGUUACUAUUCAAAUCAAGUUAUUGCCGGAAGAAGCCGUACGGAAAUCUGGCUCAAUAAGGCUAAAAGAUACUACAGCAGAAGAAUUAAUUGAAAAGAACCAGGGUGGUAUCAGCAAAAAAGACGCGUUCCAAUUCGAAAUAGCGAAAAUAUUGAACACAUCAAAGGAGAAUGUGGACGUGUUCACAAUUUUACCCACACCAAAUCACAAAGACAUGGUUGACAUUCGUUUCUCCGCUCACGGCUCCCCAUACUACUAUCCAGAGAAGUUGAACAACCUCGCCGUCAGUCAUCAGGCAAAGCUGGAAAACGAUUUGGACGCCACGUUCUAUAUGAUCAGCAUAAACGAGUGCGUCGAUCCUAAUCAAUGUCCUAACGAGGAUUGCUCAAACGAUUUGAUCAUACAUGAAAAGCCGGCUUUCGUUUUCACAAACAAAACAUCUUUUGUUGGUGUAAAAGCGGUGACUAUUGCGACGUGCAAUAAAUGUCAGAAUCCUAAGCCCGUUAAGGAGUGCUAUAAUGGUGGGACUUUGCUGGAAGAGACGACGUGCCAGUGCCAAGCUGGUUACGAGGGUCCCAACUGCGAAAUACUGGGAAUUGGAUUCUCAGGUGGCGGAACUGCAGUUUACAAGCCCUUCAAUGCUUGUAAUAAUACGGACAUUUCGUUUUUGAUAUCACCUGACACCAAAGAUGGUCUGGUCUUUUACUUGGGUCCUUUGGUUGCCAAACAAGCCGAGUUAUCUAAAGAUUUCAUAUCUUUGGAAUUGCAGAACGGUUACCCAAUAGUUAAGGUGAAUUUGGGUAACGAUUUGAUCAAGGUGAAGUCAAACAAGUCUUUGAGCGACGGCAGCCAACACAAAAUCAACAUCCAUUACACCACUAACGACGUACAACUCGAAGUUGACGACUGCAAAAGCAACUGUAUGGGAUGGAAGUCAUUCGAAAAGGAGAAACGACUCAUCCGAACGAACGGCCCUCUUCAGUUGGGAGGCAUGAAAUUCCCGUUCCAAGAGGAAGCUAAAAGCCUAUGGUCGGAUCCGCCAUUGAUGGACAAUAAGUUCGCGGGUUGCAUCAAGAACUUUACGCACAACGGCCAACUUUACAAUCUUGGUCAACCUUCCGAUUCCGUCAAUGCCAUGUCGGAUUGCCAAUUUUCACUUAAACAGGCUGUCACCCUAGGAAGGGAUUCUCUGGUUGCCAUCCUUGUUUGUAUUGCUGUUAUGAUAGUUCUGAUGCUAGUAUUGGUGGUGUACCGUAGAAAACACGACAGCAUAGAAAAAGAAAUAGACGACACACGCGAGAACAUAAUCAAUUACGAAGACGAAGGUGGCGGCGAAAGUGACACCAACUACGAUUUGAGCGUCUUCGCCCGUAACAACGAAAACCUGUUGCAAGCACCGAACGACGUCGGCACGGCGGACAUCGGUAAUUUCUUGGACAACAAGAAAGGCAAUUGCGACAAGGAUCCGGACAACUUACCAUAUGAUGACGUGCGUCAUUACGCCUACCAAGGCGACGGCAACAGUACAGGUUCCCUGUCCUCUCUGGCCUCCUGUACGGAUGAUGGCGAUUUGAACUUCAGCCACAUCUCGAGCUUCGGACCGCGGUUCAGGAAGUUGGCUAACAUUUACGGUGAAGACGAGGACGAUGAGGAAUCGGAGAACGGUCAUGAGGAAGCAUGGUGCUAAUGAUAAUCAAAAUAUAAUUAUUUGUACUUAAACUGUGUUUUACCAAAGAUAACUCAUAUUUUUGGCCUGUAAAUAAUUUUCUCCGACUGAAGUAUUAAGCGCAUCAUUUAUGUAUUUCUAUGCAAUCCUAACGAUUUAAAACGAACCCAACUUCAAAAAAAAAAACCCAGUUAUGAUUGUAUUUAUUUUUUUUUAAAUUGCCGUAUUUAUUUUUGUUGUUGAUUAUGUUCUAUUUGUACGAACAAUUACCUGGUUUAAACGUUCCUAUUUAUAAAAUCAGGCGGAACAAAAAUUGUUAAUUUGACAUGAAAUCAAAAAAUAUAACGGAACUGUGUUAACGACAAAUGUGGUGCCUUUGAAUCAUUUAUAUUAUUUACAGUUAUGUUAGAAAUUAAGGUUGUUUAAACCUAACGAGUGUCCUCGUUGUUUUUGUGAUUCAUAGGUUUGCGCAAACAAAUAUCUCUACGUGUGAUCAAAGAUUUUGAUAAUGCAGCUAAAUUGCUCAGUAAUUGCUAUUGUAAAUUUUAAGAAUGACUAUAAACAAUUGUAAAACACUUACUCCGUUUAUCAGCUAAUAAUUAAUUUCAUUUAUUGUGAUUUUAGUUAAUAGAACAUGAACGGUCCAAUUGUUUUGAAUGUGUAAUAUAGAGAAAUGCGAAUGAUUUUUAUUAAAAUCCCAUGUUUGAAUGCUUUUAUAGUAGUGUGCCUGUUUUUAUAUUGACUACAUCGAACGUUGAAAUCAUUUUUAUGUAUUAUAAAAGCAUUCACAAUAGGGAUUUGAAAUAUAUAAUGUGAUAUACAGCAGGUCGUGAGUGUAAGAACAAUAUUUUUAAUUUAAGACUGCUGCAAAUAUUUAAGCUUACGAUCUGUUCGCAUUUGUUUUUGGGUUCUUUAGGUAGAUAAACUAUAUAAGGAGAAGAGUUUUGUAUUAAAUACGUCAACGUAAUGUUUGUACGUUUUGCUCUACUUUUGUAAUGAUUAGUAAUAUACAAACAUAAUUAAGGACAUAAAUUCGUUAUUUCUUUUAUAUAAUAAUGCACAUUGUUAUAUAAAUCUAUAUAUUUAAAAGCAAGGUGUAUUUUUAUAAAAUGUCAUAUACACAUAUAUUUUAAUAAGAAAUAAUUUACGGAAAAUAUGCUUUUUAUAAACUUAAACAUUCCUUAUAUGUUACACGUGAUGAAGUGGCAGCCAUAGGUAAAGUAUUUUUUGUACUUUAGCUAAUAAAGAAAAUGGUUAAAUUUUUAAAUAUUGUUUAUAUAAUUAAGCAUUAAUUUUUGUGAUUAAAUACAAUUUGUACUUUAUGGUUAAUCAUAUAUUUUAAAUUAUAGUAUUAUUUAAUUGACAUGAACAACAUUUAUUAUAAGUAUAUUUGCAUAAUUUUGUACAUUCACUGCCAUCUUAUAUUUAAAUAAAUUAGUUAAAAAGAAAUAA
Molecule: messenger RNA, 6289 nt
Organism: Aethina tumida (small hive beetle)
Lineage: Eukaryota; Metazoa; Arthropoda; Insecta; Coleoptera; Nitidulidae
Gene: shg
Product: DE-cadherin
Exons: 9
Coding region: 530-4858 (1442 amino acids)
Biological process (GO): homophilic cell-cell adhesion; cell-cell junction assembly; cell morphogenesis
Cellular component (GO): plasma membrane; adherens junction; catenin complex
Molecular function (GO): calcium ion binding; cadherin binding
Source: RefSeq, a predicted model, not a curated record